Messenger RNA from Melanotaenia boesemani (Boeseman's rainbowfish), 2037 nucleotides. RefSeq names its product cholinergic receptor, nicotinic, gamma (gene chrng). The transcript is spliced from 12 exons. Gene Ontology annotation, biological process: monoatomic ion transmembrane transport; signal transduction; nervous system process. Gene Ontology annotation, cellular component: postsynaptic membrane; neuron projection; synapse. The coding region runs from base 98 to 1762 and encodes 554 amino acids. NCBI's taxonomy places the organism in Eukaryota, Metazoa, Chordata, Actinopteri, Atheriniformes, Melanotaeniidae. The record is from RefSeq and is a predicted model, not a curated record. Gene Ontology annotation, molecular function: transmembrane signaling receptor activity; acetylcholine-gated monoatomic cation-selective channel activity.
AACACCUCAAUCUUCCACCCUGAGCUCAAACCUUUGCUAAGAAGCACAUGCAUGUAGUCAUACAGUCACAUGAUCUGAGGCCAGCAGUACUGCCUUCAUGUAUCUUAUUAGUGAUCACAACAGAGGGUGCAAACACACACACACACUGAUGGAUCUUGGACCUCUACGCACUCUGUCACUCUUUGUAAGAGUGUUAUUGAUGUCUGCCACAGCGUCAGCAGUCAACCUUGAGGGGGAACUUUUUAAAGAUUUGAUGAAUGGCUACAACAAGAAUGUCCGGCCAAUGGAGGAAAGUGGAGACGUCACCCAGGUCUUCAUCAAGAUGACGCUUACUAACCUCAUCUCUCUGAAUGAGAAGGAGGAGGCUCUGACGACCAGCGUCUGGAUUGAAAUGAAAUGGUGUGACUACAGGCUCAGAUGGGACCAGCCACCUAGAUCAACUCUGUAUGGGAACAUAACAUCUGAACUACGUGUCCCGUCCAAAAGCAUCUGGCUGCCUGAUGUCAUACUAGAGAACAAUGUGGAUGGACAGUUUGAGGUAGCACUUUACUGUAAUGCUCUGGUGUCUCCUAAUGGAUGUGUGUACUGGCUGCCUCCUGCCAUCUACCGCAGCGCAUGUGCAAUAACAGUGAACUACUUUCCCUUUGACUGGCAAAACUGCACCAUGGUAUUUCGCUCCCGAACUUACAGCGCCAAUGAGAUUGAGCUGGUUCUCAAGGAGGAGGACAACCACACACUAGAGUGGGUGGAUAUCGACCCAGAGGCGUUCACAGAGAAUGGAGAGUGGGUCAUCAAACACAGACCAGCCAAGAAGGUGAUCAACAGUCAGUACACCAAAGAUGAGCUGGAGUACCAGGAAGUAUGUUUCUUCCUCAUCAUUCAGAGAAAGCCCCUUUUCUACAUCAUCAACAUCAUUGUUCCAUGUGUGCUCUUCUCCUCCCUUGGCCUGCUGGUUUACUACUUACCUGCCAAAGCUGGUGGACAGAAGUGCACUAUGUCUAUUGUCAUGCUUCUGGGACAGACAGUGUUCCUCUUCCUCAUCGCUAAGAAGGUUCCAGAAACUUCAAAAGCAGUGCCUCUUAUCGGAAAGUAUCUGAUGUUUGUGAUGUCAGUGACCACCAUGGUUGUGAUGAACUGUGUGAUAGUCCUCAAUGUCUCCCUGAGAACCCCAAACACCCACAUCAUGACGGACAAGGUUCGAAAGAUCCUCCUGAACAUUAUACCUCGGCUACUGCGGAUGCAGAUGCAACGCUGGACGCCAGACAGUGACGGUGACUCAAAACCUCUUUCCAAAGAUGGAGUCCCCGAUCGACGGCGCAGCUCCGUCACUGUUAUUACCAAGGCUGAAGAAUAUUUGAUGAAAACUGCUCGAUCUGAACUCAUGUUUGCCAGCCUCAAAGACAGAAAUGGAUUGGUGAAAUCAGUGUUGGAGAAGCUCCAUGAUGGGAUAAAGGGAGGUACAGCUGAACAGCUUGGUACCAGUCUGGCGCAGGCCUCUCCAGAACUGAAGCAGUGUGUGGCCUCAUGUAAGCACAUAGCUGAGACUGCAAGACAGCAGAGCAACUUCCAAAGUGAAAAUGAAGAAUGGUUCCUGGUUGCCCGGGUGAUCGAUAGGGUUUGCUUUAUUGUAAUGGUGCUAGUGUUCUUCAUUGGCACUACUGGGAUCUUCCUGAUGGGCCAUUUCAACCAGCCGCCCUCCUCACCUUUCCUUGAGGAUCCAAAGAAGUAUCUCCCUCCAUUAAAGAAUAUCACACUUGGGUAACUGGAAUAUGAGAUUGGAAUGUGAGCAGAUUUCCUGGGAUGAGCCAGGAGGAAACUAUUUAAUUUCAUACAUUAACCAAAACUGGGAAUCUGGUGAAAGUACCUGUUUGCGGUGAUAAUGAUUCUGCUUUAGAGUUGCGUGAAAACAUACUGUUAUCGGCUGCAAAUUGCUGUUGAGGUUGUACAAUAUUUUGAAUGAGAAAAAAGCUCCAAAUGGUGUAUGUCACACAUAUACUGGGUGUUCCAAAUGAACAUUUCUAUCAAUAAAGGUAUGGU